Messenger RNA from Orbilia oligospora ATCC 24927, 3840 nucleotides. RefSeq lists its product as uncharacterized. The transcript has 4 exons. Gene Ontology annotation, biological process: siRNA processing. Gene Ontology annotation, cellular component: nuclear RNA-directed RNA polymerase complex. NCBI's taxonomy places the organism in Eukaryota, Fungi, Ascomycota, Orbiliomycetes, Orbiliales, Orbiliaceae. The record is from RefSeq and is a predicted model, not a curated record. Gene Ontology annotation, molecular function: RNA-directed RNA polymerase activity. Bases 1 to 3840 code for a protein of 1279 amino acids.
AUGGAGUUUUACAUGACAGAUAUCCCGGCAUCUGCUAGUCCCAAGCAAAUACGUGCUGCUCUGGGAUCUGUCCUCAAAAAAUAUUUUAUUUACGCAUUCGAACUCCGACAGUGGCAGAGCAAGAAGUUUAGGCACCUGCAAGAAGGUUGUUUUACCGUACACGAUGCCGCUAUUGGAGAAGAGAUCUUCAAAAAACAUGGUACACCGGAGCCGAGAACUAUACUUCGGGGUACGAGGUACAUUAAAAUUGCUAGCAGAGCUCAGACUCCUGUGAUCAUUUCUGGGUCUGCGAUCAGUAUCAAGCGGAGUAAUAAGAACUCUGCAGUACCCGAGCAUCUUAUUCGUGCGCUCCGUGAAGAGAACGAAAAGGUUGCGAGGAAUAUGGCAAAUCGACAACCUGCGGAUAAAAAACCUUAUCGCACACCUUUCGCAUUCCAAGGUUUUGAGUGCGGUGUAUGGACUACCGACCCCAGAAAUUUCGACUUACCGACAUUUUCUUCAUUUUACUACAGCGCACGGCCUGGGAAUUUUAAGAUGACACGCCAAGCUAUUCAAGUGGAGUUAUUCAAGACGAUGCCAGCAUUGGGGCACCCUGUUGGACAGUAUAUGCUAUGUCCGACUGGUACCAUACGAUCUUCGAUCAUUUCCAAUGAGAGUACAGGAACAUACUUCAUCAUCUCCUUGCGCUGGUCGCCGAAACUUUAUGAAAAGCUCGAAUCAACAUCAUCUCCAACAAGCCCGCUUAAUGCCUACGGAAGCCCCAUUUUCCAAGCCCCUCCGUCGCGACGUCUCAAUAAGGCAAGAAUUCCUUCACUCGACGAAAAGCACGCCAAGAUUGUAUCGUAUUGUUUUGUGUACCGCUUCAAACUCAAGGAAGCACAUGAAGCUAUUCGUCUUAGCACCGUUGGCUCCAUUCCAGGAUUUCAGGAUAUUCAAAGUCUCAAAAUAUUCCACCAGUAUGUCAGUUACGACUUCCAACGGUCUAUGGAAGGCCUGGAGGAACAACUUCGUACCCUGCCAUUUGAUGUCGCAUUCCAAAUGCACUCGCUCGUUUUGAAUGGCGUGCUUCUUCCUCACCGUGUCAAAGAACUUCUUGGUGUUGUCCGACGAGCGAUACAAAACUCCUAUAGCAGCGUAUCUCAGGUAGAAUCCAACCGCGACUCGAAUGGAACAGGAAUCAACGCGAGGGAACAUGCUACGCAGGUCGUGGCUUCAGUUUUUAAAUCGUGGGCAGGGGAAUGGGAGCCCCAAUUACCAUCCGAAGACCCGCAGAUUUGGUUGUCCGAAAAUAUCCAGAAAGACUUUCUCGAAGCAUUAGAAACGAAGCAAAAAAGUCAAGAAUACAUGGUCCGAAUGAAGUUUUAUAGAAAGGAAAACCAAGUCUUAAUCCAUCGGAUGUCCAUUACACCCACCGGAAUGUUUCCUGGUGGCCCAAACUUAGAGCCAAAGAAUAGAGUGUUAAGAGAGUAUCAUGAUUAUCUUAACCACUUUCUUCGAGUAUCGUUGGUAGAGGAAGAUGGUGGGGACCUACGAUUUGAAAGCGGCGUGGAUGGGAAAUAUAUUUACGACGGAAGAUUCCUUCCCUUCUUGAUGCCGGAGAGCAAUCUCCUAAAAAUCGCCGGUCGGACCUUUAAAUUUUUGGGUUUCAGUCAAAGUUCUUUAAGGUCUCAUACAGCAUGGUUCAUGGCGACAAUAUCAACGCCAAGAAGGACGAUAACGGUAGACGGGGUUAUUGAACGUCUGGGUGAUUUCAAAUCCAUUAAAAUUCCCGGCAAAUGCGCGGCGAGAAUCGGGCAAGCAUUUACAGAUACAGUUGCGAACAUCAAGAUCGAUGACUUUAUGAUUGCCCAAAAACGGGAUAUCAUAAAGAUCGCACCUGGUGGGAAAAAGUAUACGUUCAGCGAUGGAUGCGGCACUGUUUCUAAGCCCCUGAUUGAGUUGAUUUGGAAAAAGGGCGAGUUUACUUCAGAUCCGAAACCGACAGUUUUUCAGAUCCGAUUCCGAGGAGCCAAGGGAGUUGUUGCACUUGACAGUACUCAACGCGACCCCAUUCUAUGUCUUUACGACUCAAUGGUAAAGUUCGACGGCUUGAAGAACAAGGUCUUCGAAAUCUGCCGAAGUUUCACAAAGCCAUUGCCAUUUUAUCUAAACCGAUGUAUUAUCAAAAUCCUCGAAGACCGCGGAGUCCCCAUAAAAAACUUCAUGGACCUGCAGGGAAGAGCCCUAGCAACACUUCGUGAGAGGACCUUUACCCCGGAUAGCGCUGCCCACUUCCUAGACUACCAAAAUAGGUGUACGCAAGCAAAUAUCCCAUUCCUUAUCCGAGAACUAUUCGCCCUGGGCUGGGAUUAUAAAGAAGACAAUUUCCUGAGGAAGGUAGUCGAGUUUACCAUGCUGACCACGCUUCGAGAUAUGAAGUAUCGUGCAAGAAUACAAGUCGACAAGGGAUUUACUUUAGUCGGGGUGCUUGAUGAAACAGGAUAUCUCCAAGAAGGGGAGAUAUACUGUCCCAUACAAAGAGAAGGCGGAAAAAGAGAGGCACACCGAGGUGUCGUCGCUAUCUGCCGAAACCCGGCACUUCACCCCGGCGAUAUCCAAAUAGUGACAGCGGUCGAAGUGCCCUAUGAUUCGCCACUCCGCGAUCUCAUGAAUUGCGUCGUUUUUUCGCAGAGAGGGCAAAGAGACUUGCCUAGUAUGCUUUCCGGUGGGGAUCUGGAUGGUGACAUUUUCCAUAUCUGGUGGGAACCUAGUUUGAUGCCGAGAUUCAGCUCUGCACCUUCAGAUUUCCCGGCUGUCGAAGCUUUAAACUACGAUAGAGAUGUUACACAGGCGGAUAUCGGAAAAUUCUUUUUGGAUUUUAUGGAGAACGAUAAGCUGGGGGUUAUCAGCGUCGCUCAUAUGGUUCUAGCCGACCAGGAACCAGCGGGUGUGAGGAGCGCCGCCUGCCUGACGUGUGCAAGAAUGGCAUCGCAAGCAGUAGACUUCCCGAAGACAGGUGUUCCAGUAAGAAUGAGCGAGCUGCCCAGAACACCUAAAGCACGCCCAGACUUCCUCGCGCCGGGUCCAGGUGUCAAAUUUAUCAACGGCGACCCAAACCUCGUCACCGAUGAAUACGAGGACGAGUUCAAGUAUGAAUGGUUAGAUUUCGAAACCGGUCAAAUCGACCUUUCGAAAUUCGAUGAUGCAGAUGACCCAUUCAAAAGCGGCACAGAUUUCCGCUAUUAUAAAUCGGACAAGGCGCUUGGUUACUUAUUCCGAGAAAUAGAUGAAGAAAAAUUCAUAAAGGCAUGGGAGGAUAAUGCUGCGCGGUUUGAAAGGGGUCCUAACGACCUCCUGAAGAAAGUACAGGAAUAUAUGGUUCGGUCAGUGGACAUGGAAGUAAUGUUAGGGCUAUAUGGAUUCGCGCAGGAUUUGCGGAUGAGCUACGAGAAUAACAUCCGCGAUUUAUCCCAUAAUUACGCCAUAAACCGCAACAACGAUGCCCUAGAGGAAGUGGAAGUCUUCAUCGGCGCCAUCAUCGGUACCGAAAGUCAUCGCCUAUCACGUAUCGUCCGUGAUAGUGCAGAAGAAAUGCGUGGUGAAGUUACAAGGCUGAUCAGCCAUGUUGCUGCGAUUAUCAGAUUUGGAAGUGAGGGAAGCUCGGCAGUUAGGGAUGGACAUUAUGAUGGCCUUACUUUGGAGAGGGCGUUAGCUUGCGUGCAGGCUUCGUUUACGGCUAGGGAGGACGAUGAAGGUGGAAGUAGCUUUGGAUGGAUAGCAGCGGCGAUCGGGUUGAAGGAGUUGAGUAAGAGGGCAGUGGUUAAUUCUUUAGCGGACAACUUGGGGGGAAUGAGGAUUUAA